This is a messenger RNA of Oncorhynchus masou masou (cherry salmon), 798 nucleotides long. RefSeq lists its product as uncharacterized. The coding region runs from base 1 to 798 and encodes 265 amino acids. The record is from RefSeq and is a predicted model, not a curated record. Lineage: Eukaryota; Metazoa; Chordata; Actinopteri; Salmoniformes; Salmonidae. Gene Ontology annotation, molecular function: magnesium ion binding; thiamine triphosphate phosphatase activity. Gene Ontology annotation, biological process: dephosphorylation; thiamine diphosphate metabolic process. The transcript has a single exon.
AUGUUGCUGAACAGACCACUAGCAGGAACAGGUGAAGAGGUGGGACUCCAGGGAUCCAUCAGGGUGAACGUGGAGCUGCAGUACAAGCUGGGAGAGAAGACCGAGGCACGGCUGCAGGAGAAGGGGGCAUGGUGUAUCGAAGAGGUCACCAUUAGAGAGCAUUACUACGACACAGAGAGCUUCUACCUGGCUUCUCAGCAGACUUGGCUAAGCAAACAGGGCAGUCAGUGGAGAAUGAUAAUAGGUAACAAUCCAUACUCUUCCAACAAUAUGCCACCAGAGCCAGAGAGUCAGGCUGCUGGCUCUGGAUGUCCCUCUACAGUCUGGGGAGAGAAGCUAUGUGUGGAUAGAGAUGAAACAGAAGGGCCAAAGGGCUGUGAGGACAACCCCCUUUCUAUUCCAGAGAUAGGACAGAUCCAGGGUCAGCCCUGUCCUCCUGCACCCCAGUACAGGGAGCUGACUGGCCACACUCCCAUCAUCCAGCACCUGGCUCACUGCUUAGGGGUCCCAGUGAGAGAUCAGGAGAGCUGCAGCAGCACUGAGGCCAUGAAGGCCUUCCUGGAGCUGGCAGGGAUCCAGAGUUAUGGCAGCUGGACAAGGGCCAGGAGGAUGGAGUACAAGCUGCAUGGUGAUGACUGCACACUGGUGGUGCAGAAGAACCACACAGUGGGAGGAUCUGCAAACAAUGAAACUGCACUGGUGUCCAUGAGGGCAGAUAUUUUACAUAUUGGCCAUGAACUGGAGAAGAUGGAAAAAGUGGCUGCAGAGCUUGACCUAAGGCCCUUAUCUCCCAACUGA